UAUACAGUAUAUAUAGUAUAUGGCGUUAAAUUUGAAAGUAAACAACCAAAUGACAUAAAAUACAAAAAUACUUUGAUCCAAAUAAUUAGUAUUAGUAUCUUUUCAAUUAAUAAUUAUAUUUCAUAUCAUUAUUUUUUUUCAAACAACACAUGGAUGAAGUUAAAAAGCUGGAUGUGUCUUAUUUUCCCUUAUUUAUUGUGUCUUAUUUGAUUGUACUUAUUGUGUGUUAUUUACUGUCUUAGAUUGUGGUAUUGUGUUGUGUUAUGGUGAUGUGAUGUGCACUUGUGAAACUUGACCCGGCGUUCAACCUUGAAGACAACCUGUCAAGGUCGCCGCACCCAACGAGCGUUUGACCACAAAGUCAACGCUGAGGCGAGGUGAGUGUGUACUUCUCGUACUUGACUUCCUGUCCAUGUUUUUGCCUUCGCGUGGGUCAUGUGACCACAAGUUAGAGCAAGCAAAAAGAGUCUUUCAGCAUGAAGCCAUUAGUGAGACUUGAACUUCCUGUAAGAACAGGAAAUUUAGCUCUGCAUUGUCCUCAUUUGCGUGUGAGACUCCACUUAAUGAGGGAGGAAAUCCCCUAAGAGGCUCUGAGGGUCUCUGAGGGCCAACAGGAAGUGGAGGUGCCGCCCUUUGCCUUCUUUGCCGCUGACUUUUAUUUUUGACCUUAAAAUUACACUUUUUGGACACUUCUUAUAACAAGUUGCACAUGAUAACUGAUGCUAGCUCCAUUUAGCUUCAUUAGCACAAUCAAACAGAUCAGCAGACACGUGCACACACAUGCACGCACACGCAUACACACACACACACACACACACACACGCUCCAAAGAGGGUUGGUCUUCUCCCACCCGCCAGUCACCCUUGAAGCAUCCACAGGCAUCGAAGACAAGACUGAGUCGUCAUGGCGCUGGACCUGCUCGCCAUCAUGUUCAUCAUCAGUUUGGUGGAUCCAUCCUGCACAGCGUGGAUAGACCAGAACCAAACAGAACCAACAACAGGCCAGAACAUUUCGUCUCCAAGCUGGUCCCAAACAGGCUCAGUUACCAGGAGACCCACUUCCACUGAGGACGACCCGAGCCAAAUCCAGAACCAACUUGAGAACCAAACCAGGCUGGUUGUGACUGAGGAUGAGGAGAGCUUCCAGGAGUAUGAGGACCACCUGCUGGGGGGUCGCUGCCAACAAGACCUGCUGGUGGAAGCGAGUCACGCCGUGUGCGGUUCUGCCUUUCACCAGCAGAUGGAGCACUUGGGACCUGACGACCUCUGCGUUCUGGACAACGUGAUCCGGGCGUACAACGACAUGACGCUGUGCCUGGAGUCGCUCGCCCACUGGGCCGGCUGCUUCUAUCCCAACGCCAACAUUCAGGACUUCUUCCUGCUCGUCCACUCCAGCUACUUCCUGCAGUGCUCCCACGAGGAGCGCCACCUGGAGGACGCACCGCAUUGGCUGUCGGUGGCGCUCACGCUCUGCACCGUGGCCAUCAUCCCGGCCCUGGUCUACCUGGUGGGCUGGAGGAGUAAAGUGGUUACGCUACACUAACAUGCACGUUGAAGGAUGUUCAUAUUCUUACUUCCUCUUCAGGUCCUACAAAUUAAAAGUAUAUUCAGACAGGAAGUUUUUCAUG
Dunckerocampus dactyliophorus (ringed pipefish) is the source of this 1627-nucleotide messenger RNA. RefSeq names its product receptor activity-modifying protein 3-like. The record is from RefSeq and is a predicted model, not a curated record. The transcript has 5 exons. Gene Ontology annotation, molecular function: coreceptor activity. Gene Ontology annotation, cellular component: signaling receptor complex; membrane; cell surface. Bases 904 to 1542 code for a protein of 212 amino acids. Lineage: Eukaryota; Metazoa; Chordata; Actinopteri; Syngnathiformes; Syngnathidae. Gene Ontology annotation, biological process: receptor internalization; intracellular protein transport; cellular response to hormone stimulus.